This is a messenger RNA of Rhagoletis zephyria (snowberry fruit fly), 2033 nucleotides long. RefSeq names its product probable cytochrome P450 309a2. Gene Ontology annotation, molecular function: heme binding; oxidoreductase activity, acting on paired donors, with incorporation or reduction of molecular oxygen; monooxygenase activity. NCBI's taxonomy places the organism in Eukaryota, Metazoa, Arthropoda, Insecta, Diptera, Tephritidae. The record is from RefSeq and is a predicted model, not a curated record.
CACCCGUAUUUUCUCUUGCCGGCCCUGUCCAAGAGAGUACACUGUGUGUACCUAAUAGCAGCACCCAUGAGUAGCGUGCAUACAACACCUCAAUUGCUAAUAAUGAAUAUUAAAUUGCUUGAUAAAAAUACUACAUAGAUUUGUACAUUGUACAUGCAAAUAUAUGAAUGCACAUUACGCCAGACAAAAUUCGAUGCAUAGCACAGUCUCGUCAUGGAGCCGCUCCUAGUCACAUUCGCUUUGUUCGCCGCUUUCGGUGUUUUAAUCUACAAAUACUUGACAUGGCAUCACGACCUCUUCAAACAAUUGGGCGUAGCCGGUCCGCAGCCAAAGCUAUUGGCGGGCAAUUUCCCUGGAAAAAAGCAUUUUGUCUACGAAGUAGAUGAUAUUUACAAUACAUAUAAGCAAAAUCACGCAGUUAUUGGCGUUUUCCAAUCCAGAAAUCCCAGCUUUUUAAUAUUAGAUCCGAAGUUGGCCCAUGAAGUCAUGGUAACGAAUUUCAAAAAGUUUAGAGACAAUUUGGCAAAGAAAUUUAUCUACGAUAGAAGUGAGGAUAAAAUAGCUUCCGUAAAUCCGUUUUCAAACGUUGGGGAAGAAUGGAAAACUAGACGCGCAGACGUAAUCAGCGGGUUAACACAAAACAAGCUCAACUUAGGUUAUCCCAUUUGGAAGAGUUGUGCGCAAAAACUAAGCAAUCUAUUGAAGGAGCAAACUACAAAUGGCAACGCUGUUUUGGAAACUAAAAACCUAAUCUAUCGAUUUAAUUCCAACGUUUUGGGCGAAUUUCUCUGGGGCAUCGAAACAAACACACUCGAGAGUCUAGACAAACCAAAUACUUAUUUGGACAUUUUGAAGAAAGUGCCAGAGCAAAUUUUCCUAGCUUUAAUAAGCCACAUCAAAUGCAUACCAUUCCCUUGGCUUCGACGCUUCACAAACUACCGCAUAUUUACUAGCGAAACGGUAUCCUUUUUCUCACAACUCACCAAGGAUGCUUAUAGAAUGCGCGAAAAGGACGCGACUAAUCAAAAUAGAGUAGAUUAUCUGAAUUAUCUGCGUCAGCUGCAGGAAAAGAAAAAUCUGUCGCACGAAGAAGUGGUUGGAUACAUGGCAACUGUACUUGUAGAUGGGUACGAUACAUCGGCAACGAUUGCCUACCAUACACUUUUCUAUUUGACCCACCACCCAGAUUGGCAGGAAAAGGUGCGCAACGAAAUUCUAAGCAAUCUCGAUGCUGAUGGUACUAUCAGUUACCAAACUUUGAUCGGUCUGCCACAUUUGGAUCAGUGUGUGCAAGAAACACUGCGAAUAAUUAGUCCGCUUACACUUACUUCGCGAAUUUGUACAGAAUCCACCGAAUUUGAGCUUAACGAUGGACGACGUAUCCCCAUUAAAGUGGGUCAGGAAGUCGCCAUUCCGUUUUUUAGUUAUGUUCACGAUCCCGAUUACUUUCCCGACCCAUGGGAGUUUAAACCGGAGCGUUUCAAUAACGUUGAUCUAGCAGAAUUGGCGAAGAGGGGCAUUUUUGUUCCCUUCGGCGACGGUCCACGCAUUUGUUUGGGGCGACAUAUGGCAAUGUUGCAAGUAAAAACUCCGAUUGCCGAAAUACUUAAGACUUAUCGGCUGAAAGUAUGUGAGAAGACUGCGUCUGAAAGAAAACCCGACUCGCCAACUAUUGUUGUAGGAUUGGAUGGUGAUUUGAUAAUUGAAUAUGAGAGACUCUAGUCAGCAAAAAUAUUUACGUACUCUUCAAAAAUAUUUUACAUUCGGCCCUAUUAUGAUUGUCGAUGUCGACGUCGUUGUAAUUUUUUAAUAAAAAAAAUAACCGUCGUAAGUCCAACAGCGGUUUCACUGACCACAGUAGUUUUGCGAGGAAUACCUUUCCGCAAGGCUAUUUUUUGACGAAAAAAUAUCAUCGACGUCGACAUUGAGAACCAUAAUAGGGUCAAUUAUUUUUUUAGAGAAAAAUUUAGCAAUGCAUUCUAGGACUUCGGGAGAUUAAAUUAAAAAUAAAUUCCGGGCGAACUAUAUAAAUA